AUGCCGCCUUAUGGUUAUUCAAGUGGCCCGCCACAGGCACCACCGCAAUCCCAACAACCUCCAUUUUCAAUGCCACCAGGUAGUGGUGGAGGCGAAUACGGACAAUCCCGCUAUGACAGUGCUGGGCCACCACAACUCCCACCUAUGGGUGGAAUACCUCCUAAUGUAGGGGUUGAUCCUAAUGCAGGUGCGAUGCCGCCGAGUGGACCUCAUCAAGUCCCUCCACAGUCUGUUAGUGGGGUUCCACCGCAGCAACAAUUGUCAGUUAAAUCAGGUGCCACUCCUGGUGGGCCUUCACAACCUGAUUCUGUAACUAUUCAACAAAAGAGCCAGGCGCCGCCACAAGUAUCAUCCAGGUCUACUCUUGUGGCAGCAGAAUCCACACCGAAGCCUCAAGUAACUGGAUCAGCAGACCAGCCACCCCAACACCAGAUCAAUCAGCCGGGUGAGGAUCCGCCUCCGUCAGAAACGAACUCUACACCUCCACUAUCGCAUCCACCGUCAUCAACCUCGUCUAACUGA
This is a messenger RNA of Rodentolepis nana, 522 nucleotides long. Lineage: Eukaryota; Metazoa; Platyhelminthes; Cestoda; Cyclophyllidea; Hymenolepididae. The record is from the annotation of a GenBank genome assembly.